Molecule: messenger RNA, 780 nt
Organism: Xenopus tropicalis (tropical clawed frog)
Lineage: Eukaryota; Metazoa; Chordata; Amphibia; Anura; Pipidae
Product: killer cell lectin-like receptor subfamily G member 1
Exons: 6
Coding region: 36-755 (239 amino acids)
Cellular component (GO): plasma membrane
Molecular function (GO): carbohydrate binding
Source: RefSeq, a predicted model, not a curated record
UCCGGUGUCGCACUGUCGCAAUCUGCUGCUCCGCGAUGCCUGUGGCUGCUUCUAAACCGCUCCCGGAGAGACAACCUUUCCUGCCCGAUAACUGCCGGGUGGAUAUGAACGGAUCCGCAAGCUAUAGGGCUGCUCCUGCCCCCCAGCAGCCGGCUGACCCACUGGACAAUGGCAGUGCUGGCGCUGGGGACCCGGAAGCACCAAAGAACCAAGGGUGCCGCUCAUUACGGCUGAGAUUUCAGCAGGAAAUCUCCCGGCACAACCUCUGUAUUCUACUCGUUGGAAUAGUGAUUGGAAUAGUGAUUGGAGUUCCCAUUGGAAUAGUGACUGGAAAAGGAAUCAAAAGAGAGAAUUAUAAAAGUACAACUCCAACUCUCACAACUACCCCUGGACCGUGCCCUCCUGCCUGCCCGGACAAGUGGACCUUAUAUAAUAGAACCUGCUAUUUUGCAUCUCUCGACACUGGAGACUAUAAUUCUGCCAAGAGCUUCUGUGAUAAAGAAGGAGCGACUCUUCUGCAGCUUAAUAACGAGACAAUGGAGGUCAUUAAAUACUUAAGAAUGGAGAAAACUGAUCUCUGGAUCGGCCUACAGAGAAACUCAGAAGGAAAGUGGCAGUGGGAGAAUGGGACCUUGUUGGCAGGGGACAUUAAGGAAGACAACAAUGAAAAUCACGGCUGUGCCUCCUACGAUGGAGAAAUCCGAGCGCUGGACUGUUCUACUAGUCGUGUCUGGAUUUGUAUGAAAAAGAACUAAUAUUCCCACAAACUUGCUGUGAAAC